AUGUCAAUCCCAAUCACCAGCAGCUCCAGCAAGGAAACGCGCGCUUCGGUAUUGGAGAACGAGUUCGAGAAGUGUCCAGAUCCGGUAGCCCUUACUCAGAAUCCCGAUCCAUCGAAGAACUCAUCAUCAGGCGUGGACUACGAACCGUACCCGGAGCAGUCCAUGCAGCUCAACGCGGAGAGAGAGAAGAUUGUGCAGGCGAUAUGCAACUUGUACUCAGGCAGCGCGAGUAAAGAAGACAUGAUGGUCUACGCCGAGGAAGCCAUUUAUGACGAUCCAUGGAGUUACUGCGAUACACGAUACAAGAUCGCUGGCCAGUGGUACGGUAUUCCGAAGAUCAUGAAGUCCACUAGGACCAUUAAGACCCAGGUUGUGUCGUCAAAGCAGGAUGAAAUCAUCUUCAAACUGCAACAAGAAUACACGCCAAAGCCAAUGCCUAUUGCUAAGAAGGUGAACAGCCUGGUCACGUUAACACUGGAUCAGAAUGGGAAGGUGAGAUAUCACAAAGAUAUGUGGAACGAGAAAGACUACAGCCACGAGGGUCUCGGCAAGAUCAUGAAGGAGCUGAAUGGUGACCAUUUAACAAAAGUCACACAGCCGCCAGAGGAUCUAUAG
This is a messenger RNA of Ascochyta rabiei, 615 nucleotides long. RefSeq lists its product as uncharacterized. The transcript has 2 exons. The record is from RefSeq and is a predicted model, not a curated record. The coding region runs from base 1 to 615 and encodes 204 amino acids. Lineage: Eukaryota; Fungi; Ascomycota; Dothideomycetes; Pleosporales; Didymellaceae.